This is a messenger RNA of Racocetra persica, 676 nucleotides long. The record is from the annotation of a GenBank genome assembly. Lineage: Eukaryota; Fungi; Glomeromycota; Glomeromycetes; Diversisporales; Gigasporaceae.
AUGCCAAAAUCAAAACUCAAAAAUGCUGCAAAAAAAUGUAUACUUACACAAAGUAGAAAUAAUGAUGGAAGAUUUUUAGCUGCAGAUUCAGAAUAUAACAAUCUAGAAUAUAGUGAUCCAAAACUUUUAGUUUAUAAAUCUGAGAGUAGUAAUGAGGAGGAAUUUAAUAAUAGGGAGACGGAACUUAGUGAAGAAGAAGCUGAAUGGUUACAAUGCAAGAAUAAAGGAUUACAGGAGGCGGCACAAGGAUCAAUGAGUUUGGACAAUUUUUUUAAACCUGAAAAAAAAUUAGAAGUUAAAUAUGAAAUGUCAGACUUAGAUAUAAGCGAUUCAGAUAUAGAAAAUAACAGUUCUAUUUCAGAAAAAAUAAAUAAAUUAAGUAAUAAUCUCAAAGACAUGAAAAAUAUGAACGCUUAUGAAUAUCUCCAUCUUCUUGCCAUGCAUAAAUACCUUGCUGCAAUCUUCAAUCAUGAAGAGUUAUAUUCCCGUGUAAAACUAAGUUUUGAAAUAUCACAACAAGUUUUUCAACGUGGACAACAAAAAUACAUACCAACUCUUAUUGAUGAUAAGAAUGUACAAAGUUCUUGCUUGCGUUUUAUCUAUACUAUGGGUGAAAAAAUAAUCGCUGAAAAAUUUCAGAAUUAUGUUCAGAACAAUGUUUUACCACAUAUUACCA